CAUGAAGUGGCUGUUACUUUAGGAUACACUGUUGACCCAUCCACCAUGCUUGCAUACAUGUCUGCACUCAACUUGUACCUCAAUUUCUGCUGUCUUCACCACCUCCCGUUUCAGUCUACCACCGAUACAUUCGCCAAAUACAUAGUGUUUAUGCAAACCUACAUUCACCCAAAGUCAAUCACAUCCUACUUGUCAGGCAUAUGCAACCAGCUUGAACAUCUCUACCCUGAGGUCUGCGUAAUCCAGAUGCACCCCUUCAUUGUCAGGCCGCUCUCGCAAGAGCAUCUCCAACUUGCGGCUGACUUGCUUUAUCCCCAAGACUCCUAUGAUGACAGUUUGUUCCUUGCACAGCUACUCAUUGGGUUUUACGCUCUCAUGUGCACCAGCAAACUCAUGGUGCCUGAUCAGCACAGCCUCCUCAACCACUGCAAACUGUCUAUGCGCAACACCAUUACCGUCUCAGCCUCAAUCAUCACUUUUAACCUCCCCCAACACAAGGCCAAUAAAACCUUUGAAGGCAACAAAAUUAUCAUGUUGGCGUCUACCCUCCAGCCAACGCCGCACGAUGCCUUCCUUGCUUACCUCAAAAAGCAUGACACACAGUGGCCAUUUAAGCCCCAUUUAUGGGUCCGGGAGAACAGCUCCCUCCCAACCCGCACCUGGUUUAUGCACCGCCUGCAUGACCUCUUCCCACUUUCCAUCGCCAGUCACCCACUCCGCUCAGGGGGUGCUACAGCGAUGGCGGAGGACGGCAUCCCCGCUGAACGGAUCCAGGCAGUUGGCUAA
Coniophora puteana RWD-64-598 SS2 is the source of this 786-nucleotide messenger RNA. RefSeq lists its product as uncharacterized. The annotation marks the transcript as partial. Gene Ontology annotation, molecular function: DNA binding. Gene Ontology annotation, biological process: DNA recombination; DNA integration. The transcript is spliced from 2 exons. NCBI's taxonomy places the organism in Eukaryota, Fungi, Basidiomycota, Agaricomycetes, Boletales, Coniophoraceae. The record is from RefSeq and is a predicted model, not a curated record.